Molecule: messenger RNA, 453 nt
Organism: Exophiala viscosa
Lineage: Eukaryota; Fungi; Ascomycota; Eurotiomycetes; Chaetothyriales; Herpotrichiellaceae
Exons: 2
Coding region: 1-453 (150 amino acids)
Source: RefSeq, a predicted model, not a curated record
AUGCAGGACAAUGUCGAGAAGCCGGGGCGAGAGGAGCAAAGCAACCUUUCUGGUUAUUUCUAUGGCGCUCAAGUGAGCGAGGACGUGAAGGCCCACCUUUCUCGGUACUACGCUGCGGUAGACACAUCUGGCAGUCACGAAGAGUACGCCAGGUCUUUUACAGAAGAUGCAGUCUUGACGCUACCGACCGGUUCCCACGUACGUGGUCGUGAUGCGCUCCGACUCUUGCAUCAAGAUCUGCGGAAGGGCGACAUCGAGAGACGGAAGCAUACACCGAGCAAAGUGUUCACCAGUGGCCCCGACGCCACGGAGCUUGUCAUCCUCGGCACGGUCGAAUACUGGGCCAAAGGCGGGCAAUACACGAAAAAGAAUAUGAUAAGUCAUUUCGAGUACAGGCGUGAUUCGGUGGACGGAGACAUAGAAGUGUGCGCACUGGCCGUUUGGCUGAGCUGA